Molecule: messenger RNA, 875 nt
Organism: Saccostrea cuccullata (small rock oyster)
Lineage: Eukaryota; Metazoa; Mollusca; Bivalvia; Ostreida; Ostreidae
Product: E3 ubiquitin-protein ligase TRIM45-like
Exons: 2
Coding region: 88-465 (125 amino acids)
Molecular function (GO): zinc ion binding
Source: RefSeq, a predicted model, not a curated record
UGCACUUGAAGAGUGCGGUAUUUAAAUAAACCAACCAGAGUUAGAUAACCGUUUUAGACGAUCGCCAUUAUUCUACAGAAGUAGGUAAUGGCGACAGAGAUGAGUGACUCGGACAGUGACAAUAAGUCGUGGGAGUACAGCGCGGCUGAAGAGGACGUCUGGUGUGACGUGUGCAAGAUUGAGGACACGGAAAUGCAGUGUGAGACCUGCCUCGUUAACAUGUGUGAGGGAUGUGUCCAGAAACAUCUCAAGUCAAAGGAGGACGAAAAACACAGCAUCUCCAGAUUUCCCGGCUUCAUCCAAAAAUACCCAGCAUGCUCCUCUCACGACAAGAGACGGUGUGAGCUGUAUUGUAAAGAUUGUGACGAUCCCAUUUGUGUCACGUGUAUUACGUCAGAGAAACACCGCGGUCAUGAUUUACAAGACGUCCUGGAAACGUUUUUGGAAAGAGAAAGAUCAUUUUAAAGAGAAAGCUCUUUCGUUUGAAGGGUUUUAUACCAAUUAUAACUUUAGUAAAGUGCAGUAAUGUAUAGAGACUAUAUUUUUAUGUAUAUUGUUGAAGUUUUAAAGCUUUGUAGAUGCUAUGAUGUGCUUUCCAGAGAUAUGCAAUACUGUAUACAGAUUAUUUUCGCCCCGUCUUAUUUUCGCCCUUUUGCACUUUCGAACAUUUUUGUCCCGUUUUAAAUUCGCCCAUUCAUAAUUUUGUUUAGGAAUCUAUGCUAUGUAAUUUAAAUUCGCCCCGUUUUAAUUUCGCCCAAACAAGAAGAGGGCGAAAGGGUCGAAAAUAAAACGGGGGCGAAAAUUUCCCUGUUUACAGCACCCAAUUUUAGUCAAAGUGACAUAUUUAUUGCGCAAGAAUUGAAGUAACUAUUUAU